AUGCCCCGCCACAAUAAACCCAGCGGUAUACCCCAUCCCAAUCCGCGUUAUUGUAAGCCUGGCGCAAAGGAGCUCGCGUUCAUCGCGUCUAUGAAUUGCGAGGGCAUGGUCGCGAGACUGGGUCUAACGGAUGCCGAAUGGUGGAUGACAAAGAAACGAUAUCUUCCCAUUCUACGAAAGACCCUCGAGGUCGAUAAGAGAUAUGACGAACAAGAUGCAGGCAAGCUGGCCGAAUUCAAGGAAAAGCACAAAGAGCCCCCAAUAUGGGAUUUAUCUCUCGCUAUGAAUGCGGCUGGCCCGUCGACGUCUACGUCCGACGUCACUUCAAUGAACGGCAUCGACAGAACCCGGGACGUGCACAUAGUGUGCUGCCCGGCACUGGACCAGAACAGUUCUCCCGAGAAAGACCGCACCGUAUCAUUCUCUCACUGCCUUGAAGCUGAUUCUCGUGCGCGAGCACCUAUGGCGAGCAUGUUGCGGAGGCACAUCUUGACAAAACUCGGCAAGGGGACCACUGGGGCCUCGGGCGCCAGCUCCGACGUGCAGACGAACGCCACCGCCUCUACAUCCCAGGUGCACAUUUGUGACGUCGCAGGCGACGAUUUUCGAUAUCUUGCGGAGCCCAUAGAAUGUUUGGGCCUCGACUCGCUGAGGACAAUCCGUAACAGGACGCGCUUGGGUCGCAUGAGACUACGAAAAUUCAUGAUGUUUGAGGCGGAUGAAUUCGGUGUCAGCGCCUCGCGGCUAGUCGCUGCAGCGCCUCUGAAAAGCUCGGGCGAGCCUGCGACCAUACCGACGGCCGAUCGGCGUAACGGUCGAGUGGGGCAAGGCGACGAUUGCGACAAACGCCUGAACAAGCCAGUGCACCUCUCGGGCGAGCCCACAACCAUACCGGUGUUCAACCGCGCGGUUUGA
Messenger RNA from Coniophora puteana RWD-64-598 SS2, 915 nucleotides. RefSeq lists its product as uncharacterized. The transcript is spliced from 6 exons. Lineage: Eukaryota; Fungi; Basidiomycota; Agaricomycetes; Boletales; Coniophoraceae. The record is from RefSeq and is a predicted model, not a curated record. Bases 1 to 915 code for a protein of 304 amino acids.